AUGGCGACUCCAUUAAGGCGUAAACUGCUUACAAACCCACGGAUUCAACAGACAUGGAUUUGCAACAGCUGUCGCUAUAUAUCGAGCGGCCCGAUACUCCAAUCAGGCCAUAAUCGCUGGUCGACAAUUAGACAUGACAAGGGCAAAAACGAUGCAGCAAAGAGCAAAGAACGCCAGAUAUUCAGUAAAGACAUUAUUCAGGCGUCCAAGUUAUACGGUCCGGAUCCCAAGUCGAAUCCUCGUCUUGCCCUUGUUAUAGCGAACGCCAAACGGAGUGGAAUGCCAAAGCCAACCAUAGAAGCGGCAAUUGCAAGAGGCCAGGGCAUUACUGCAGCCGGAGCAGCUUUGGAAUCACUUACUAUUGAGGGAAUGCUGCCACACUCUGUAGCUGUCGUUGUUGAGUGUCUGACAGACCAGAAAGCCCGGGCUCUACAAGAUAUACGAGCGAUUAUCAGACAUUCCGGAGGAUCAAACACCCCUACGAGCUAUCUGUUCGAGAAAAAGGGUAAAAUUGUGUUCGAACCAAAGCCUGGUUUAGACGUCGACAGCUACCUUGAAUUGGCAAUAGACGCAGGCGCAACCGACGUGGAGGGAGAUGAGAACAAUCGGCUCAUAGUUUACACUGAACAUACUGCUACAAAGUCUGUAGCUGACAAGAUGUCUGCUACCACAGAUUUGGUUACUGAGAGUAUCGAUAUUAUAUGGGAUCCAAACCAAGACACGCUUGUCAAAAUCGAAUCUGAAGAGGCCCUUAGCACCGUGGAAAAUAUAAUCAACAGCCUCCGGGACGACCCUAGUGUGCAGGACAUCUACGUUAAUUGCCCAGAUAUAUCGACUUAA
Microsporum canis CBS 113480 is the source of this 840-nucleotide messenger RNA. RefSeq lists its product as hypothetical. Lineage: Eukaryota; Fungi; Ascomycota; Eurotiomycetes; Onygenales; Arthrodermataceae. The transcript has 2 exons. The record is from RefSeq and is a predicted model, not a curated record. Gene Ontology annotation, cellular component: mitochondrion. The coding region runs from base 1 to 840 and encodes 279 amino acids.